Molecule: messenger RNA, 3753 nt
Organism: Durusdinium trenchii
Lineage: Eukaryota; Dinophyceae; Suessiales; Symbiodiniaceae
Source: the annotation of a GenBank genome assembly
AUGACGGCCUCGACUUCGACCUCACCACCCGUGAGGGGCUACAUCGAUGGGUGCUUCGAUAUUAUGCACUCAGGGCAUUACAACGCCAUUCGUCAGGCCAAGAGCAUUUGUGAUACUUUAGUUGUUGGCAUCCACUCUGACCAAGAGAUCGCCGAAAACAAGUCGAUGCCUGUGAUGCGGCAAGAAGAGCGCUACCGCUUGCUGGAUCACAUUAAAUGGAUCGAUGAGAUUCUGUAUGAUGUUCCAUACUCCCCAGAGCUUGCGACUCUGGAGCGUGCCAGGGCAGAUUUCUGCAUCCAUGGAGAUGACAUGCCCGUGAACUCGCAGGGCUUCUGUGCCUAUGACGAGAUGCGCCACGCAGGGCGUCUACGCAUCAUCAAGCGUACCGAGGGUGUCUCCACCACUGACCUGAUCGGUCGGCUCUUGACCCUCUCGCGGAAUCAGCCCUCGGAUCUGGGCGGUGCCUCGCCCAAAAUGGGCUUCCGAAUGAGUGCGGAUGAGGUGAUCGCCCACUCAGCCCAAGCAAGUUCAGACACCUCUCAAGGCUCCCAAGGAAAACGGCUGCUUCGAGAAAGUGUGGAGAAGCUCGUGAGCAAGUAUCAGAUCAGCACGGAGGAUGCAACUGCCUUGCAGCAACAGAUUGAGCAACUCCCCCUCGCCCCCCCAGAACUCCCCGCCCCCUCCGUGAACAGCGACGGAUCGGGCUACACCCGGACCCAAGUUCCGGUGCAGCUCUUAGCCAGCACUCGCCGGAUCCGGGAGUUUUCCUCGGCCAAGCAGCCGUCACCGCAGGAUUGCGUGGUCUAUGCCUGUGGUUCCUUUGACAUGUUCCAUGUGGGCCAUGCAGAGUUUCUGAAAGACGCCCGCGAGCUUGGCAGCUUCUUGUUGGUGGGAAUUCAUGACGAUGUGAGCAUCAGCCGGUCGAAGGGGCAGAACCUGCCCGUGAUGAACCUCAACGAGCGCGUGUUGAACGUGUGUGCCUGCAAAUGGGUCGACGAGGUGAUCAUCGGAGCUCCGAUGAGCGUCACGGAAGAUUUGGUCAAGACCUGGGACAUCAAUGUGGUGGCGAAAGGUACGGGCCACAAGCGGAAUGCGGGAGAGGAGCAGGAUCUUCGCUUUGAGGUACCCAAAAGCUCUGGCAUCUACAAGGAAGUCCCCUCUCGUUGGCCCGAGCUGUGCCACGACACCGUGGUGGAACGCAUCAUCCGCGGCCGGGAACAGUACCUCACGCGGAACAAGGACCGCGCCAAGCGCGAGGACACGUACUACGAGAAGAAGCAGGCCUCGGUGGCCGAAGCGACGGAGUGGCCUCUCCGAGCGGGUGUUUCCCGGGUGAGGGCCGGGCACUGCACGGGCACGCCGGUGGGUCGGAAAAAGGACUUGGAGAUGGGUGCCAAGUCUGCUUGGAGGGUUCCUUGGCAGCAGGGCAGUGGUUUCACGCCGGUGGGCCGUGAUUUCCUGCAGACGAAUGAGGGGACGGGACGCGCCGGGGGCGACGGAGGUGAAGUCGCAGAAAGACGCGGGUCCUAUGACAAGGAGGUGAACGUGUCUUAUGGGGCUUGGCGUUGUCGAACCUGUUGUCUCUUCCUGCUGCUCCUUCUUCCCAUCCUGGGCUUUUUGAUCUAUUGGCUGUGGCCCCGCAACACCGGCUUCACGGAACCGCACGACUGUUUCAGCGACUACGCCAAUUGGCGAAACGCCUGGAAUCAAGAGAAGGCAUUGGAGGCCCCAAUCAAGUCGGAGACACCGCUUUCGCGCCGCGGAAACUGCAACCUCGAAAUCGUCGCAGUUGGCGACUCCGUCGAAAAAUCCUUCGCCUCAGGUGAGGGCUCCAAGUGCAUCGACCGCAUCCAUUGGACGCGCGACCAUGUCUUCGGCGGCAAGGACGGGAGCGAGUGGAGGGAGAACAGCUGCGAAUUGGCCUACAGCAAGGUGCAAGUGGAGUGCGAUGUUUGUCGAGGCUGCUCGAUCCAGGCCUGGUCGCCCGAGAAGAAGCAUUGGUGCUGCACGAAGCGUGGGAAAGGCUGUGAGGGCACCUCGCCACCGGCAGUGGAUGCAGGCUAUGGCAUGGUUUGGAAGCGCGUUCAGGUGCGUGGCUAUUGGACCUGGCAAGCGGUUCACGGACACGGUGUGGUCAGCAUGCCCUACGACUGCCAUGCGGGCCUCCAAAACUGGCACACGGGAUGGUCGGCAGGAAAGAAGGUGCUCACCCCUGACAAGGCGCGGGCCCGCGCGUGGAAACACGCACCGCCCUUUGCAAGGUUCGAUUGGUGGAGCCGGGGCCAAUUCAAAGAAAUUCGAGUGCCAAGCGAUCCCCAGUCCAUCCAGAAGACCGAACGAUGGAAGUAUGUGGGCGAAGGCCGAGGCUCCUACGACGAGCAGUCGAGAUUGACCUACGUCGGCCUCGGGAAGGGCAACAUUGACAAGGAGCUCCCACGCACCUCUGGAGGGCCCAACUGCUAUCUUUGUACGACCCUGCUGGGCGUCCUGAUGUUGGUGACCUUGGGUCUGCUCUUCUGGCUCUAUUUGCGCGCCGCCCACCCACCUGCACACGCCGAACUCUAUGAUUGCUUCCGGAGCUAUGAGACACAGUUCCAGCUCUGGGACGCACGCCAUCGAGACUAUUGCUGCGACAACUUCGGCCGCGGCUGCGCUCACUUCGCCCCGUCCCCGCCAGUGCCGCAUCGGGUGCCGCACCGGGUGCCGCAGCACCGCGCGGUGGUGCAUCAUGUGAUCUACCGAAAGCCUCCGAGCAGCUUUGCCUUUGACUGCCACUCCGGCUACUCGAACUGGUACUUUGGAUGGUCCACGCACAAGAAGUCCUGGUGCUGUGAUCACAGGGGCAUGGGAUGCCCUGGAACCUGGCAUGGCAGCCACCAUGUCCACACACAUGUCAUGGCUCAUGGAGUGGGACAUGCAAAGGGUCGCAUCUACGACUGUGAUGCUGGCUUCUCGCGCUGGAUGACCGGCUGGUCGGACUCCAAGAAGGAUUGGUGCUGCCAUCAUCAAAGCAGGGGUUGCGUGAAGUUCCAUUGCACUGGCGUUGACAGCAGCUGGGCGGAAGCGAAGCGAUCCUGGUGCUGCAGCAACGUUCAGAAAGGUUGUCCACGCACCACUUUGUCUCCCUUGAAGUGCAAGACGCCCUGCACACUGAAAGGACAGACGAGUACUUGCCUGGAACGGAUUCAAUGGGUCACCAAGAACACCUACUCGGGCAAGGAAGCUGCCUGCAACCUGGCCUACAGCCGAGUGCAGGUCGAAUGUGACGUGUGUCGUGGCUGCUCGAUCCAGGAAGCUGGCUGUGAAGUUCAUGCUGGCAAGGAUCCCUUCGACUGCAAUGCGGCGUUGAACAAUUUCUUCCGAGCAUGGUCACCAGAGAAGAAGCAUUGGUGCUGCACCAAGCAGGGCAAAGGUUGCGAAGGCUCCAGCCCACCGAGUGUGGAUCCUGGCUUCGGCAUGAUUUGGAAGCACGUGCAGGUGAACGGCUAUUGGACCUGGCAGACUGUUCAUGCAGCUGGCGGAGUGCACACGAAGCUCCCAUAUGAUUGCCAUGCAGGGCUCAACAACUGGCAAAGCGGUUGGUCUGGUCCAAAGAAGUCGUGGUGCUGCAGCCAUCAGCAAUUGGGCUGUGGAGGUGCUGCCACGGAUGUCCAAUCCGGCAGCUGGAACCACGGUGGGGAUCACAUCGUCCAUCAUGUGGUGCAUCACGUGUACCACUAUCGAUCGAGAGGGAGUCCUUCCAUUCCAAGAUGA